This is a messenger RNA of Nipponia nippon (crested ibis), 1867 nucleotides long. The record is from RefSeq and is a predicted model, not a curated record. Lineage: Eukaryota; Metazoa; Chordata; Aves; Pelecaniformes; Threskiornithidae.
AUGAAUGCUCGGAGAGCGUGUGCCUCGUGGGUUGCGCUGAGCCGCGUCAGGUGUAGCGAGCGGCGGUGGCCCAGACAAAUAGUCUCCUCCACAGGACUCUGUCGGUUUGGAAACAGAAUUGACUGCUGCUGGGGCUGGGCCCGAUUGUCCUGGGGACAGUGUCAACCUUUCUACGUCUUAAAGCAGAGAAUAGCCAGCCUAAGGUGCCAGCCCAAAGCUAUAUGCCAGCCAGGAUGCAAACACGGUGAAUGCAUUGGGCCAAACAAGUGUAAGUGCCACCCGGGGUACACUGGAAAAACCUGCAACCAAGAUCUAAAUGAGUGCGGACUAAAGCCGCGGCCAUGCAAACACCGGUGUAUGAAUACCUACGGCAGCUACAAGUGCUACUGUCUGAACGGCUACAUGCUUAUGCCAGACGGAACGUGCUCGAAUGCCCUUUCUUGCUCGAUGGCAAACUGUCAGUAUGGCUGUGAUGUACUGAAAGGGGAAGUACGCUGCCGCUGUCCUUCUCCAGGACUGCAGCUAGGGCCUGAUGGAAGGACUUGCGUAGAUAUUGAUGAAUGUGCUACUGGGAGAGUUAUCUGUCCACGGUUUAGGCACUGUGUCAAUACCUUUGGAAGCUACAUUUGCAGGUGUCAUAAAGGCUUCGAUCUAAUGUACAUCGGAGGCAGAUACCAAUGCCAUGAUAUAGAUGAAUGUUCCCUUGGCCACCAUCAGUGUGGCAGUUUUUCACGAUGUUACAAUACACCAGGAUCCUACAAAUGCAAGUGUAAAGAAGGGUACAGAGACAAUGGAACAAACUGCAUACUUAUUCCUAAUGUUACGAUUGAACCACCUGGUCCAUAUCAUAUAUUCAAGGGCAACAGCACGCACCCUAAGGGAGGCAGUGGUAUAACCAAUAGGAUUCCUGAUGUUGGGGGCCCAAGGAAACCCCUCAGACCACCAUUUGUACCUGCUGUUAUUACAGAAAGGCCAGUGACCAGGCCAACAACUCGACCUACACCCAGGCCAACAACUCGACUGACACCAAAGCCAACCACUAGGUAUGUGCCAGUGACAAGGCCAGUAACGAAGCCAGUGACGAGGCCUCCACCUCCAACACCACCUCGGCCUACAACGUUAAGACCCACACUACCACCACAAAGAACUCCUCUGAUAACAACUGAAGAGCCUUCACGUGUUCCCAUUGAAACUACAUCUUCCCAAGGAAUUACAGAUGACAACAGGAUCCAGAUAGAUCCUCAGAAACCCCGAGGAGAUGUGUUCAUUCCACGCCAGCCUGGAGUGAGCAAUAAUCUGUUCGAAAUACUUGAAAUUGAAAGAGGGAUUACCGCCGAUGAAUUUGAAGCAAACGAUGACCCAGGUGUGCUGGUACACAGCUGUAAUUUUGAUAGCGGACUGUGCGGGUGGAUCAAGGACGAAGAUGAUGACUUGCACUGGGAACCAGUGAGAGAUGCGUCAGGGGGACAGUAUCUUACCAUCUCCGACCCUAAAGGCAAAGAAGGAAGAGCAGCGCAUCUUAUCCUGCCGUUGGGUCACAUGGCUCAGGCCGGCGACUUGUGCCUGUCGUUCAGGCAUAAGGUGCCUGGACUGCAUUCUGGUGCCCUCCAAGUCUUUGUAAGGAAAAACGGCGCUCACGGACCAGCUGUUUGGGGAAGAAAUGGUGGCCACGGCUGGAGACAGACACACAUAACUUUACGAGGACUAGGCAUGAAGAGUGUUAUUUUCAAAGGGGAGAAAGGGAAAGGAAGAACUGGGGAUAUUGGGCUAGAUGAUGUGAUCUUGAGGAGAGGACGCUGCUCUGAAGAGCAUUAGCAGAGACAAUGGACCAGCACAGUCAUCUCCUCUAGCCCUUCUCAUGCUAUUC